This is a messenger RNA of Cooperia oncophora, 312 nucleotides long. The record is from the annotation of a GenBank genome assembly. Lineage: Eukaryota; Metazoa; Nematoda; Chromadorea; Rhabditida; Trichostrongylidae.
AUGGAACUGACAUUACUGGUAGCGGGCCAUGCGCAGAGACAACAACAAGGUAAGUUGACUUUUCAAGAAAACGUAAAUCGACGUGUAUUGUUGGGGUGGGUGCGCAUAACAGGAUUGGAGAAUAAACAGCACUGGAAAUACGACAAACUUUUGGCACAUUUAGCUAAUGUCAUUACCGGAUAUCCGAGCGAUGGCAAACCUAAUGCUUUUACGUGGCCUACUGCGGCUGGUGUGAGUGGUGGCUUGGAGGGCAUGAGAGUAAGUAUUAGGUUUGCCAUCGCUCGGAUAUCUAUCGUCAAAUCAAUCAGUUAA